Rosa rugosa (rugosa rose) is the source of this 2501-nucleotide messenger RNA. RefSeq names its product transcription factor IIIB 70 kDa subunit-like. Gene Ontology annotation, biological process: transcription preinitiation complex assembly; transcription by RNA polymerase III; DNA-templated transcription initiation. Lineage: Eukaryota; Viridiplantae; Streptophyta; Magnoliopsida; Rosales; Rosaceae. The transcript is spliced from 21 exons. Gene Ontology annotation, molecular function: RNA polymerase III type 3 promoter sequence-specific DNA binding; RNA polymerase III general transcription initiation factor activity; TBP-class protein binding. The record is from RefSeq and is a predicted model, not a curated record. The coding region runs from base 256 to 2277 and encodes 673 amino acids. Gene Ontology annotation, cellular component: nucleus; transcription factor TFIIIB complex; transcription preinitiation complex.
AGUUUAGUUUUCGACAACAUUGCGCGCGAAGUGGCGACCUUUGGGCUUUGGUGAUCAUUGACCCACUCUCUGAUCCCCAAACCCUAAAACCCGUAAAACCCAGAAACCUCUGAGCUUGAAUCCACGCGCGCUCACCUUAGUCCUCAAAUUCUUCCAUAUUUCGCUUCAAGUUCCUCUCUUUUUUCAAUUUUCGCGGGAACGAAACAGCCGAAUUGCUCUUCCCCCCAAUUCUGAUCAAUCAAUUGGUGGCUGAGAAUGGUGUUCUGUAAUAAUUGUGGGAAAAGCGUCCCUGGAACAGAAGAUAGUGGUAGAAUAUGGUGUGACUUAUGCGGCAAGGUUUUAGUGUAUGACAUUUACUCUGAAGAACCCACUUUUUUCAAAGAUGCCGCCGGCCAGAGCAAACUGGCUGGAAAUUUUGUGAGGGGUUUCCAAAGUGAGGUCUCGGCUUCUCGUGAAAGGCUGAUUGAUAAUGCCAGAUAUGAAUUAAGAUGCCUGAGAAACGGUUUAGAUAUGGGGGAGAAUGAAGAAAUUACCGACAUAGCUUUGCGCUUCUACACGAUGGCGCUUGAGAGGAAUUUCACAAGGGGCCGUAUCACAGAGCGAGUACUGGCUGCAUGUUUAUACAUUGCAUGUCGGUCAAAGAGGAAGCCAUAUCUUCUUAUUGAGUUCUCAAACUUGUUGAAGAUAGAUGUUUAUACACUAGGUGCGGUAUAUAUGCAACUGUGCAAAGUUCUUUAUCUUGAUCAGUAUCCAUUCGCAAACAGACUUGUUGAUCCUUCCAUCUUUAUUGCUAAAUUUUCAGGGAGUUUACCAGGAGGAAGGGAUAAAAGAGUUAUUCAAACUGCAGUGCGAAUUAUCACUAGCAUGAAACGGAAUUGGAUGCAGACAGGCAGAAAACCCAGUGGGUUAUGUGGUGCUGCAUUAUAUAUAUCUGCAAUUUCACAUGGUCUCAAGUGUUCCAAGUCAGAUUUUGUCAGGAUUGCACAUGUUUGCGAUGCAACGUUGACCAAGCGGCUGAGUGAAUUUGAGAAUACAGAUUCUGGGAGCUUGACGAUUGAAGAGUUCCAUCUGAAGGAAAGUGAGCUGGACGAAUUAUAUGAGCAACCAAAUAGGACGGUUAAAAUGGAUAGCAGAGAUGACAUUCUUUGUGAACACAAGGAUAGUGGAAAACCUUUUGCACUUGGACUUUGUAAAUUUUGUUAUGAUGAUUUCGUGACAAUUUCAGGUGGACUUCAUGGAGGAUCUAAUCCUCCAGCUUUCCAGCGUGCUGAGAUAGAAAGAAGGAAAAAAGAGUCUGCUCAGGAGAAUGCUAGUGACUCUGAUGUUGAUAUUUUACCUUGCCAGAGCCUAGACAACAGUCAACAAUCAAAUUUUGAAAGAGAACUGAAUGGCUCAAGAGCUAGUGAAAAUGGGCGAUUACACUCUAUGGAGAGUGUCGGGGCUCCUACUGUGGAUACAGCUGUUCAUGCAGGCAAUGAAUCUUGUGAUGAGUCUGACAACCUUUCAGAUAUUGAUGAUGUAGAGGGCUGGCUUAGUCUCAGGCAUCCAAAGAGGGUCUGCUCUAACAAAGCUGUAGCUAUUCCAUCAAGUAAUCAAUCCCUGGGAACUGCUAAGGGUUCUUUGGCCGCACAAUGGACCUCUUGGCCUUAUGACUGCUGGUCAUGCCCAGGGCAGGCAUCUUAUUUGGCAAUCCCCAUAUGGCUCAUGGCUAUAUAUGGUGCAUCCACGUAUAGCAGCUUUUUGACAUGCUUAGGGUUGGUUGAUGAGUACCUCCUUGAUGAAGAGGGGAAACAUAACAAAACGAUAAUUUGGGAAGCACUGAACCGUGAAUACAUUGAGGAGCAAGCAGCUAAGGCUGCUAGGGGAACCGAAUGUCCAGAAUCUCAAGCUGCUGCAGCAAAAAAAAGAAAGGAAAGGCAACUAGCUCGAGCAGAGGAAGAGAGAAAUUUUACUCCAGCUCAAACUGCUGCAGAAGCUGCUUACAGAACGCUAACUAAGAAGAGACUAAGCUCAAAAAUCAACUUCGAUGUCCUGGAGGAUAUGUUUGAAACAUCUGAGACUGCAGGUGUCUCGAAGAAGACACGAAUUGAUUCACAAUCUGAUAAUGAUGAAGAGAUGCCAUACAUGGAGAACCAAGAGUUUGAAAAUAAUGACGAUUUUGGUCCAGAAACCGAAUAUGAGGAAAGAAUUGAAGGCACAUAUAACAACAGUUUCGAUUUUGAUAAUGUUCAUGAAGGAUAUGACAACGGUGAAGAUUUUGGUUAUGAGGAUUACUAAUGUAGCUUACAGACAAAGGUAGUUGGCCAUCUAUGGGGAGCUAGUAGGAACAAUUGUACAAACACAAUUUUGUAGCCUCCCUUGGAUAGUGGACAGCGUGGCUGUAGAUUGGAACUCAACUAAUACCUAAUAUCAAAAGAUUUUCACCUCUUGGGUUAGAGGUAGGAUAGUGUUCAGAAUAGAGCAUUUUUUUAAUAAUAAUCUUCUAAUAUAUUUGCUUGCUC